CUUGUAAAUACUAUGCGGAUAACUUGGCGCUGAAUCCAAAGAAAACAAAUGCUAAAACACACAAUUUCCCUAGAUUUUUAUUGAAAUAAUUACAUUUGCAGCGCAAUUUGGCGAUGAGCCAGGCCUAGACAACAAAACAUGGCCGGUUCAAUCGAGGAUGUCAAUGAAACAUUAUCCACGGUGCAAUUUGAGUCUGAGCUGGACCCUUCGGAUUAUCCUGAUCGGGAGGUGAAAGAAUACGACGAUGACCAGAUAUUUACGACCGUAGAAAGUGGUGUUGACCAGCCUGUCAUCCCCUAUCUUGACAUCUACAAGCCACCACAGGGAUUCAAGUCUCAUAAACGUCGCUGUAUUCUUCCCAAUGUGCCAAUCAGAGUGAAGAUCUUUGAAUAUGUGCGUGAUACUUCGAGGAAUCACCUUCUCAACCCAAAUCUCUACACGAUACGCGUCACUCAUGGUGAUCAGACGUGGAAGAUUCAUCGGCGCUACAAGCAUUUCCUGCAUCUUCAGGAGCAUCUGCUCAUCUUCCAGACUGCGAUACGUGUCCCCAUACCAUCCAGGGAGCACAAGCUGCGACGGCGGAGCAUGCACCAACACAAGGAUUACCUACCAUGGUUCCCUAAGAAACCGGAUGCGGUAGUUCGGCCUGAAGAUAUGGAUAACCGGAUGCGUAACCUGGAAACGUACCUGGACAAGACACUCAGGAGUGCACUAUACAGGAGUCACCCAGAUAUGCUGCGUUUUCUUGAGAUCAGUCCUUAUUCCUUUGUCCAUGAGCUGGGCGACAAAGGAAAAGAAGGGGUAGUCAAGAAGCGAUCAGGAGGCCGACGGAUCAGUCUGAGGGGUUGCUGUGGAUGUUUCGGAAAGAUUACUACUGCUGGAAAAUGGGACAAAAGGUGGUUAGUUGUCAAGGAUACCUGUGUGUUCUAUCUGCGCAUGAAUGAUGGUAGGAUAGGGGAUGUGAUGUUGAUGGACCGUGACUUCAAUGUCAUGUGUGGUGACAAAGAGACAGGUGAAAAGAAUGGACUGCUGAUAACAAAUCUAAGCAGGCAUCUGCUUGUCAAGUGUUGGACCAAGAGGAAGGCGCGGGAAUGGGCAGAGCAUAUAACAGAAAAGAUGCUGUCCACUGGGCGCGACUUCACCUUAACAAAUCGUUUCAAUUCCUAUGCACCGCGCAGACCGGACACACAUGCACAAUGGUUUAUAGAUGGUGCUUCGUACUUCAAUGCUGUCUCCUCAGCCUUGGAACAUGCCAAGGAGGAGAUUUUCAUCACUGACUGGUGGCUGAGUCCUGAGAUCUACAUGAAAAGACCAGUCACAGAAGGCGAUAAUUGGAGGCUCGAUUGCAUCCUCAAGAGAAAAGCGGAACAAGGUGUUAGGAUUUUCGUACUGCUGUGGAAGGAACUUGAGAUUGCCGUUGGAAUCAACAGCUUCUACAGCAAGCAAGCACUUAUUCACAAACAUAAAAAUAUAAAGGUGUUACGCCAUCCAGACCACGUGAGCCUCUGGGCCCACCAUGAGAAAAUGGUUGUCAUUGAUCAGAAAGUGGCGUUCGUUGGAGGCCUUGAUCUUUGCUUUGGCCGCUGGGAUGAUUCUGGACACAGUUUGACCGACCUCGGAUCUGUAAGUGUAUCAAGGUCAGACCAGAACAGCAAUCGCAGAGGCAGUCGCCAGGAAGCCAAAGUGGUGAUCAGCGAUGCUUCUGAUUUCGAAGAUAUUAUCCUGCGACAUCACAAUGUGCCAAAGGCUGUUCCACCAGAAGUCAUUAUCGAAGAUGCCAGUAUAGGACAUGGCAGUGGAGACAGCGAGGGUUUUGAUGUCACAGAUGAUAAUGCCUCAUUGCCGAUGGGGCCAUUGCCGACGACACGUCAAACGGAACUUGAGCGCCAGUCAUGUUUCCUUCACCUGGAAACAAUACCAGAAGCGGAGGUGACGCAGCUCACUCAAAUCGCUGCCUCAAGAGCUAGUGAUCCGACGAAGCCUUCAACUCCUAAACCAAGUAGGAGAAGAUUUGCUGAGAUGACCGGAAAACUGAUGAAAACAAUUCACAGUUUGCCACAGCAACGAAGGAAAUCAACACAAUUCAGUGGUGGCAAUGUGAACUUGGAUGACAUUGUGGUCGAUGACGGUGAUGGUGCUAUGUCCCAACUGAAAGUGACCUACUACAGCAAGGAAAUGGCCUCCCUCACAUUGGGUCUCCAUGGUUCUCCAAAGAUGUGGGUUGGAAAAGACUACACAAACUUCAUUGUCAAAGAUUUCGUUGAUUUGGAUAUGCCUUUGGAGGAUUUCAUUGACCGGAACACAGUCCCACGCAUGCCGUGGCAUGACAUUGGUGCAGUGGUCUACGGGAAGGCAGCACGGGAUGUUGCCAGACACUUUAUCCAGAGAUGGAACUUUACCAAGUUGACCAAAAUGAAGGAGAAUAUCGAGUACCCUCUGCUCAUCCCAAAGACUUAUGAUCAAAUAACUGCCAUCCCACAGACCAUAUUGGACAUCACAACAUGCUGUAACUGUCAGGUGCUAAGGAGUGCUGAUGCUUGGUCUGCCGGCAUCAAACACAAAGAACAUUCCAUCAUGAAUGCUUACAUCCAUUGUAUAGAGAAUGCAAAGCAUUUCAUCUACAUUGAAAACCAAUUCUUCAUUACCAUGAUAGACUCUAACAAAGUCACCAAUGGCAUUGCUCAAGCCCUGUAUGACAGAAUAUGCAAAGCCCACAAAAACGGGCAGAAGUUCCGAGUCUAUGUGAUAAUGCCACUGUUGCCCGCUUUCGAAGGAGAGGUGGGGACUGCACGUGGUCAUUCCAUCCAGGCCAUCACACAUUGGAACUACCAGUCAAUGUGUAGAGGAGGCAAGUCCCUGGUGGAGAGAUUGGCCCAAGCUGUUGGUGACCCUACAGAGUAUAUCUCCUUCUACGGUUUGAGGACAUAUGAUGAGUUAAACGGACAACUAGUGACUGAAUUAAUCUACGUGCACAGCAAGAUGAUGAUAGUGGAUGACAGGACUGUGAUUAUCGGCUCGGCGAACAUCAAUGAUCGGUCAAUGCUUGGAGAGCGCGAUAGUGAGAUGGCAAUAGUUUUCGAAGAUAAGGAGACAUACCGGACACACUUCAAUGGAGUCGAGUUCCGAGCGGGAAAAUUUGCGUCGACACUCAGAAUGAUGUUGAUGAAAGAACAUCUUGGACUUCUGAGCCUGCUUACCAACAACUCCAUCGAUGUGUCCGACCCUGUCUGUGAUGAGUUCUAUAAGAACACCUGGAUCAAACAUGCAGCCAAGAACACCAACAUCUUUGAGAAGGUAUUCAAAUGCAUUCCAACGGAUGAAGUCUGCUCCUUUGCCCAGCUGAGCAACUACCAGAAGCAGACACCACUUUGCCAAACAAACCAGAAAGAAGCCAGGAGAAAACUACACGACAUUCAGGGACGCAUCAUCCUGUUUCCGCUCAUGUUCCUCUGCCAAGAGAACCUGGUACCGCCAACUGGCAGCAAGGAAUCAUUGAUGCCAUAUUACAUAUGGACAUAGUUUAGGUUUUGGUGAAAGGCAGUUUUUACCUCUCGAGUGUGCAGUUUUUAUCUCCGGAUUGAUUGCAGAUUUUCAGUUUGAUGUGUCUGGUUAUAGGAGGUAUUCGACUCCAGCGCACUCUCAGAACUAGAUCUGUUGUUGACUUCACUCCGUCUGGCCAUUUUUAACUCGCUAAUCCAUAGUUCUUGGAGUAGAUCACAGGUGUAUGAAAGCACCAGAAUAGUAGCGAUUGACCAGCCCAGAAUGAUUGACACAUACAACUUUAAAAUUUGUAUUUUCAUGUGCCUGGUGUAAUGGAAAUCUCUGUUGGCAGAGAGAAAACCACUUCAACCAUGGUGCAUUACAUGUUGGUGUGAUAAAGUUACAGAUGUACUCUCAAUUACUGGUGUUGCAUACAGUUUAGAGCAUGAAACUAUUCUCUGUGCUACUUAGAUGGCAGCACUGGAAGCAUGAGAGAUUCUGCAUGGAUCAAGUCUGAGGUUCACGUUUCUGCAUGAUAUGACAAAGACUCUCACUUGCUGUUUGCCAACAACUUUAAAAACUCAUGGAAUGAUUGUUGGCCAAAGUUAGGACAAUAAGUUUAUAAUCAAGGUCACAAUCUCCUAGGAUAUUGCAUGCAUUAGUGAAAACAUUCAUGGCCGCCUUCCUAUUAAAGCAUUGCACAUUUACAUGAAUUCGUGCCAAGUAAAAUACAAAUUAUCAAAUCUGUGCCAGUCAGUUACCAGCUUAAUCUUUUAUAACUCGCUUCGUACUUUGUAGUCUUCGAGCAUUUGCAUAAAGCAAUAAACAGCUGGUUAACUUUGAUAUACAUGUAUAUUCGAAGGCAGGAGAGAGAAAUGUGCAGCAAUAAAUUCAAGUCUCUCAGUUGAACUUGAGAAUCAUAAUAUUCCAAUCUGCUUAUAUUGGCAAUGAAGAAUAUUUAGUAUGUAUUUUGAACAAAAGAUGUAUAUUAUAUUGUCUCAAUGAGCAUACAUUGUACAUUUGUAACCUUAGAUUGUAAAUUUUGUAUGAACGUAUUUAUUGCAGAUAUACCAGGGGGAUACAGCAAAAGCAAAGUGCAAGUUUUUUUUCGUUGAACUUGAGGCCAGAAUAGAAACACUGUUUUCAAAAACCUCAUAUGUCACAUUUGUUAAAAUCAGUCCUUUGAAUCUGCCCUGUUCUGAAAAUGAUCCCAUAUUUUGCCAUCUUCCAAUGCAAAAAGUAACAUUCAUUGCAUAUCAUUUGUUCCGAAUAGAACAAUUUCAGCCAAAGUCUCAAUUUUUACAAAUCUUUUAAAAAACAUUUCAUUGUGACAUAUCAGGUUUUAGUUCUCAGUGCUUUUAUUUUCUGUUUGGUUUUUUUCAGUUGAAGUUUCUGUUAUUAUUUUGAGAACGUUGCUGCCUGUUUUCUUCCAGAUGUCCUGAUGAUAGUGUCAUCUGUUACAUUUGAUGCCCAGAUGCAAAUUUCAGGGAGCCAGAUGCCUUAAAGGGGGACUAUAGGCGGGACUAGGUGGGCCAAAGUUAGUGGACUUCAUGUGACUAAUAUGUACAGUAAAGGAACUGGGUCAUGUUUUGUUAAACGAUGAAUAUAUUCCUGCUGCAGGUAUGAAUAGUUUCGAUAUACUAUCCAAUAGGAGAGACCUCUAUUGGCGAUCUCAUACAGCUUAAUUCUGGCUGUUCAGCUGGUGCCUAUAAGCCCCCUUUAACUGUAUAAGUGGGCUCUAUGGAAUAUUUUUACAGAACUGGUAGCUUACAAGAGAUUAGAACUGAACUGAGCUCCCCGCAUUGAGCUAUUGGAGUAUGAUCUGUCUAAAUGAGGCCAGUGUAAGAUGCUGUAUUAAAGAUAGGAGCAACAUGUUAAAUGUUUUAGAUGCUUCUGAACUAUAAAUAAGGAUCUGGUUACUCAAUUUAAUGGAUCUCUUAGCUAUACAACGUAUGUGAUAGUAUAUUUGUGUAAUGGUGUGUCUCAAGUGCCAGUUGUCUUCUCAAUAUGUACUGUAGCAUGUGCAAGACAAGAUCUAUGCAAAGCUCAUCAGAAACCUUGUCUAUCAGGCCGGACUCAGGAUUUCUUGGAUUGCCAUAAGUCAAGAAUAGUGCUAAAGAAAAAACUCACAUAAGUUUUUCGAAUCCAGACUGGUAUAGUUUCACAUUUUGAUAUGUAGUAGAUGUAUUAUUUCCAUUUGCGAGAAUAGUAGCACAUUUUGGCCUGUUGGAUUAAAUUAUUCAAUGUACCCAACGGUCUGUGAUCAACUUCGAAUCAAUUUGAUUUGAAUCAUAUUCAAAUUUAACUAUCUUACAUUUUGGCCAGUAAUAAAUUUACCAAAUUUAUUAUAUACUUCAUAUAAGUCCCUCCAAUAGGAAAUUUAUUGUCAGUAUAUUUAUACAUCACAAUAUUGUAUACUUAUAAGUUUGAUAAUAUAUUUACUUGAUGCAUUGGGGUAGAAUAUGGUAUUUUUUAUCACCGAUAUUGACCAAAGCCGUAAUCACAAUGAGUUAAGUGUUGCGCCUGAUGGAUUUGCUGGUCCUUGAUGUCGGCGGUGAAAGGAGGAGACUUUAGGACUGAUAUUCACCGCCGAUAAGUCGGCAUGAAGCUUUAAGUCUCUCCAACAGAUCCACUUAAGUUUGUUUUGAAGAACCAUUUUAGUUCAUAGAAUCUUUGCCUAUAGAAAGAAACAAAUUCAAGAUUUUCAUCCGAGAAUCAAAUUCUGACCCAUUAGUAUGAAAGCCAGCACUAUAAACCAAUGUUGAAAAUAGCAUAUCUUACCCCAUGAUAAUUUAUUUAACAAAUAAAAAACAACGCAUGUGAUAUAUUUUUGUAGGAUAUCAAUAAUAUCUGAUUAUAUAUUGAAUGCAUGAUUCGAAGGACUGAAACUCAUUUCAUGCGAUUCUGCACAACUGAUAGAUUAUGGUAACCCAACCCUUCCUAACACUUGGUAGUAAAACAACAUGACUCAUCUCUCAAGCCCUAUUUGGAAUAAUGAUUGUUUCAUCAUUAUUAAGCUGUUAAUAAAUUAUGACCAGCAUAUUUGACUGCAUCACUUUGAUUAAGGCAGGUCAAGUACUUUCGACAUACAAGUUGUGUGGUCAAUUAUUAUGUUAAUUUUCAUUAAUACAGCUGCAUAUUUGGAUGUUUUUUAAUUUUUAUUAGUAUGAUCAGUAGAUGUGGUAUCAGUUGCUGUCCAAUAGGUUUGACCUCCCUCAUCAUUUUUGGUUUGUUAAAUUUUUGUAUAAAAAUGUCACUCAAGGGGAGACCACCAUUGAAUAUGUUUGUACCAGACCAUUGAAUUUGUGCUAGUUGAGACAUUGUUGUAAUUGGCCGACCUUAUAUCGUUUGUUUUCAUUUUUGUGUAAGAAUCAAUGUUUCAGUACACUGGUUGUUAACACCCAAUUAAGGGGUCAGUGAGAGUACGUCAUGUAGACUACAUGUAUAACCAAGUACUAAAAAAAGACUCGUCUUUUUUUAUUCUUGCCAGUAUUUGUUUAGGCAAAAGUGCAAAUGAGUCUGCCUGCAUUAACCAGUUGCAGCUGAUGGAACGAGCCCCAAAUGCAUAUUUGAAUUUUUUGCCAAUCUUAAGAUUAUACCCUAGUGUGCACGCUCCAUAUGUUGCACUAUUAGGGUGCAGCUUCACUAAGAAUGGUUUUACCGGGUGUUGACAACUUUUGUAUAGAAAACUGUUGUUAUUCGCAAAAUCCACGGAAAUGAAACGCCAGCGAAAAUGUUCUGCUUUCAUUAACAGUUGGUCAUGUUUUGGUUUUGUUAUGUUGUCAGCCCAUUUAAGGGGUCAGUGAAAGAGAUAACAAAAAGAACAGUUCAUUGUCCCUUUAACAUUGUGAACAAAUGGCAUGUCCAUAAUUUUAAAGGGAUAAUGGAAUUAAAAACAAUGAUGGAUUGUGCCCCAGAUGCAUAUUUGAAUAAUUUGCCAAACUCAGGAUAGCUUCUUGAUUUCAUGUACACAUUGAAUAUUUUGCAUAGAGCUAUCCUACAUUUGGUCUUGUGGGAAUUGACAACUUAACAAACCACUUAUGAUUAUAAAAGGAGAGGGUAUAGGCAGGAGCCAGGUUGGCCAGAGUUAGGUUACAUAAAGCUGCUGAUAGGACUUCUUACUUUUCCUCAAUAUAUUGGCAUUAGUCACACUCGUAUCGGGAAUAUUCUGAUGGCUAAGUCAGACCAAGUUCACUUACAGUGCAUGAUAGUCGUAGGGAGCCCCUUAGCUCCUGCCAAUACUCCCCCUUUAAUAAUCAAGUAAUGCAGUGUGACAUUCUCAAGUAGUUUCUCCUUGAUUUUCAAUUACAAGUUUUCGAGAGUGAAUUUAUAUGUACAUGUACAUGUACUUGUACUGUAACUGUGAUAAUUAUUGUACAAUAACCUGUGGUUUUAAUCUGUGUGGUAAUUUCUAGCAAUGCUUGAAAUGUGAAUUGAUGCUGUCAGGCAGUGUCUUCAUUUCAGAAUGGCUUACUUCAUUUUCUGUUACUGAACCGAUAACACUUGAUACUAGUAUUGGCUUAAAGUUUCUUUUUCUUUUUUACCAUGUCAGAAUCAUUUUGUUAACUAAUUGGUCAUACCAUUUCUAAAGCUCAAGAUUUCAGAGCGAGGUCAUUUCAUCUUUUCAUUAACAAUCUCAACUCAAAGCGAUAGUAUCAGUAUCUUAAUGGGUGUGAAUAUCACUUAAACUGCUCAGAGUGCCAUCUAUAUAUAGGAUUGUUACUAUUCUCUUCACAUUCCCAUGCCAUUCACCCUACCUCUAUGUACAGUCCUUCUUUAAUAUCUUAUUUAGAUUUAGUGAAUCUAUAAUUUUACCAUAGUUUGUAUUUAUAAAAGGGUUAAUAGAUUUAGAUUUUCUUGGUUUAUCUGCUGACCAGUUUUAAACUCACCAACCUCUUUCAAUUUUUGUGAAAGGUAGGAAAUGACCAUUCAAUUGACGAAGUUUAUAGUCUUUAAUAAAAAGCUUCGCUAUCAAGAUCUCAGUAAUGCUGGCAGCAGCUGAUGUUACAUUUCCUUCGUUCUUGCGAUGGGAUUCUUACUUACAAGUUCACUCUUAAAUAAUUACUUGGUCCAACAGCCAAUGAUGGUCGUGUUUUUGUUUGAAUCUGAAUCUGAAUCUGAUGAAUGAAUUGAGAAUGAAAAAGCUCAAUUAGUUUCAAUUUACAAUUAAACUAAAUGAUAU
Messenger RNA from Lineus longissimus, 8662 nucleotides. Its product is annotated as phospholipase D1-like. Gene Ontology annotation, molecular function: phosphatidylinositol binding; D-type glycerophospholipase activity. Bases 139 to 3519 code for a protein of 1126 amino acids. The record is from RefSeq and is a predicted model, not a curated record. Gene Ontology annotation, biological process: intracellular signal transduction; phosphatidic acid biosynthetic process; phospholipid catabolic process. NCBI's taxonomy places the organism in Eukaryota, Metazoa, Nemertea, Pilidiophora, Heteronemertea, Lineidae. The transcript has 22 exons. Gene Ontology annotation, cellular component: intracellular membrane-bounded organelle.